AUGGAGGGCAGGAACCUCCUUCUCCUCGUGCUGACAGGCCUGAGGAUUUGGCUGCUCCCUGGAGCCGGUGCCAGCGAUGAUGACCACUCAGAACACACACACCGGGUCAGCACCUCGCAGUGUGGAGAGUACAGCAACCAGGUUCUGGAGGACGGCAUGUGUCGUCUCAUCGCCACGUUACCUCAGCUGGACGACCAGCGCUGCCCGGACAUGUUCCGCUGCACGGACGAGGUCUCCUAUUGGCUGCACGAGAACGAGGAACGCAAGCAGCAGAUCCUGGCCCUGCGAGAGACCGUCUCUGAGCUGCAGGAGGAGCUUCGCAACCACCGGCAUCGAGUCAAAGUGCUGGAGCUACAGACUGAGGAGAAGAAUCGCGUGAACUCCUCACUGGAGCAGCGUUUCCAUGAGCUGGAGGAGCACUAUGUGGAGGCCUCCACUCUGCUGCACAUACAGGGUUCUCUGAUCUACGACCUGCAGGCUCAGAUCCACAACCUCACCCUGCUGGUGGAGAAGGUCAAACGCAACCCCGGCUGCAUGAUCAACAUCGUCCGCACCAGCCCCCUCAUCAGCGCGCAGGAAGCCCUGCACCCAGAAGUACAGCAUGUGAGAAACUGCCCGAUCGACUGUGCCUCCAUCUACUAUAAUGGUGUGCGUCGGUCAGGAGUGUACACAGUGGUUCCCUCCCUGGGGGCAAUGCCUGUGGAGGUCUACUGUGAUAUGGACACAGAGGGUGGCGGCUGGACGGUGAUUCAGCGCCGUCAGGACGGCACGGUGAACUUCGACCGCAGCUGGAAAGAGUAUAAAGAGGGGUUUGGAGACCUGCACUCUGAGUAUUGGCUCGGGAAUGAGCACAUCCACGACCUGACGAGCCAGGGAGACUACAGCCUGCGCAUCGACCUGGAGGACUGGAACGGCAAGCAUAAAUACGCUCUCUACCAGAGCUUUAGGGUUGACGACGAGGACACCCAGUACCGGCUGCACGUGUCCGGGCACAGCGGCACUGCGGAGGACUCCUUCAGCUGGUACCACGACAAACAGGGCUUCAGCACACCCGACACGGGCAACAUCUGUGCCGAGAUCUCCCACGGGGGCUGGUGGUACCACCAGUGUUUCUACGCCAACCUGAAUGGCAUCUACUACAAGGGCGGUCGCUACUCUCCGAAGGGGAGGAACCCUCUGGGGCCUGACGGUAUCGUAUGGUUCACCUGGAAGGAGUCGGACUACUACUCCCUCCGUAAGGUGAGCAUGAUGAUCCGACCCAGGACGUUCCGGCCGCACCUCUCGCCCUGAGCAUGCGACAUCACAGCGGUGCCGCUCCGCAUGGCUCCGCAGCCGGUCAAAGGUCGCGCAGAGAUCUACGACUUCUCCACGUGACGUGGGAGGAUGGAGGAGCAGUUCACUGUGACCUUAUCACCUCCUCAGAGGGGUUUAAGGAGCCAGCGCGCAUACACACACACACACACACACCUCCCUCAUCACUCUGCUCCAUGUUCUGUCAUGUGACCCGACAAGACUCACAUGAGGACUUUAAUAUAGAUAAGCCACAUAUGUGAUAUACAUUGUAUAAAAUAUCAUUAUGUGUAUAUGAGGGUAUACGUUUAUAGGUUACAGGACAGAAAUGACAAGAUGAUGUGUGAAUUAUAAAGAGCCUAAAAAGACAGGAAGAAAAUGUUAUAUACCUC
Molecule: messenger RNA, 1682 nt
Organism: Chanos chanos (milkfish)
Lineage: Eukaryota; Metazoa; Chordata; Actinopteri; Gonorynchiformes; Chanidae
Product: fibrinogen-like protein 1
Exons: 6
Coding region: 1-1290 (429 amino acids)
Biological process (GO): blood coagulation, common pathway; fibrinolysis; blood coagulation
Cellular component (GO): fibrinogen complex
Molecular function (GO): extracellular matrix structural constituent; protein-macromolecule adaptor activity
Source: RefSeq, a predicted model, not a curated record